This is a messenger RNA of Penicillium verrucosum, 534 nucleotides long. RefSeq lists its product as uncharacterized. The coding region runs from base 1 to 534 and encodes 177 amino acids. The transcript has a single exon. The record is from RefSeq and is a predicted model, not a curated record. NCBI's taxonomy places the organism in Eukaryota, Fungi, Ascomycota, Eurotiomycetes, Eurotiales, Aspergillaceae.
AUGGGACAACCAACAGCAGUACAAACCCCGACAGAGACGGAUACUAGCCCCAAAAGCAAGGCCGCUCGCAUGGAAGAAUGGUCUCAGCUGCCCCUUCGAGAAUGGCCCGAUAUGGAGCGCUGGCUGACGGUCAUGUCCGAUCGGUUCACCAUUGAGCAGCCAAGUGAGGCGGUUUCAGAUACAUCGGGACAAGGCUACGCGAUUCCCAUCACUCCCACCCACGAUAAACAGCAGACUUUGAGAGAUCAGCCUCAUUCCGAACUAGUCUCAUAUGCAUGGCCACCCAGGAACAAUAGGGUCAGUUCGGGGAGUUCAUACAAUGCUCAUCAGCCCCAUCCUGAUGUGUUUGCUUCGCCGGUUUAUUUUGGACACCAGGUCGCGGUGGAACCCGAACCCGUGCCGUCUGUAGAUGGUUGCCGAGAUGGAAUAACUGGCGAGGAUGCUGUGGAUAUUUCGAAUGCAAGAGCUGGGGAGGAGACGGGGCCGAGCAAAGCUGAGGAGCUGUCAUACAAUAACCCGAGUCUUUACUUUUGA